Messenger RNA from Tupaia belangeri chinensis (Chinese tree shrew), 3135 nucleotides. It is a transcript of the gene NECTIN4, whose product is annotated as nectin cell adhesion molecule 4. The record is from RefSeq and is a predicted model, not a curated record. Gene Ontology annotation, biological process: homophilic cell-cell adhesion; symbiont entry into host cell; heterophilic cell-cell adhesion. The transcript is spliced from 10 exons. The coding region runs from base 248 to 1777 and encodes 509 amino acids. Gene Ontology annotation, cellular component: adherens junction. Lineage: Eukaryota; Metazoa; Chordata; Mammalia; Scandentia; Tupaiidae.
GGAAGCAGCUCUGGGGGAGCUCGGAGCUCCCGAGCACGGCUUCUCGGGGUAGCUACGGCUGGGUGGGGAGCACCAGGCUGGGUCCCCUAGUGGAGACCCAAGAGCUACUGGCAGGUGCGUCAGUGACCCAGACUCCGCAGCUUCCUGCCAGCUGGGUCUGGCUCGUGUCUUCUCCAGCUCCAGAGCCGGCUCCCAGGGAGAAGUCGGUGGAACUUCGGAAACACUUGGCAAGUCUGCCUUCCCACCAAUGUCCCUGUCCCUGGGAGCCGAGAUGUGGGCGCCUGAGGCCUGGCUGCUGCUGCUGUUCCUGGCAUCGUUCACAGGCCGGUGCCCCGCGGGUGAGCUGGAGACCUCGGACUCUGUGACCGUGGUGCUGGGCCAGGAUGCAAAGCUGCCCUGUUUCUACCGAGGGGACCCCGACGAGCAGGUGGGACAGGUGGCCUGGGCUCGGGUGGACGCGGCCGAGGGCCCUCAGGAGCUGGCGCUACUGCACUCCAAAUAUGGGCUCCACGUGAGCUCUGCCUACGAGGGUCGCGUGGAACAGCCGCCGCCUCCGAGGAACCCCCUUGACGGCUCGGUGCUCCUGCGCAACGCCGUGCAGGCCGACGAGGGGGAGUACGAGUGCCGCGUCAGCACCUUCCCCGCCGGCAGCUUCCAGUCGCGGGUCGGGCUUCGGCUUUUAAUGCCUCCCCUGCCCUCACUGAAUCCCGGUCCAGCGCUAGAAGAGGGCCAAGGCCUGACGCUGGCAGCCUCCUGCACGGCCGAGGGCAGCCCAGCCCCCAGCGUGACCUGGGACACCGAGGUCAAAGGCACAGUGUCCAGCCGCUCCUUCAAGCACUCCCGCUCUGCCGCUGUCACUUCAGAAUUCCACCUGGUGCCCAGCCGCAGCAUGAACGGGCAGCCACUAACCUGUGUGGUGUCCCACCCUGGCCUGCUCCAGGACCAGAGAAUCACCCACAACCUCCAAGUGUCCUUCCUUGCCGAGGCCUCUGUGAGGGGCCUGGAAGACCAAAAGCUGUGGCAAGUUGGCAAAGAAGGAGCUGUGCUCACGUGCCUGAGUGAAGGGCAGCCCCCUCCCUCCUACAACUGGACACGGCUGGACGGACCUCUGCCCAGUGGGGUACAUGCAGAAGGGGGCACUCUGGGCUUUCCCCCACUGACCACGGAGCACAGCGGCACCUACAUCUGCCAUGUCAGCAAUGAGUUCUCCUCGAGGGACUCUCAGGUCACUGUGCAUGUCCUUGACCCGCAGGAGGCGUCCGGGAAGCAGGUGGACCUGGUGUCGGCCUCGGUGGUGGUGGUGGGCGUGAUCGCGGCGCUCCUGCUCUGCCUGCUGGUGCUCGUGGUGGUGCUCAUGUCCCGGUACCACCGGCGCAAGGCCCAGCAGAUGACCCAGAAAUACGAGGAGGAGCUGACCCUGACCAGGGAGAACUCCAUCCGGAGGCUGCAUUCCCACCACACAGACCCCAGGAGCCAGCCGGAGGAGAGUGUAGGGCUGAGAGCCGAGGGCCACCCUGAUAGUCUCAAGGACAACAGUAGCUGCUCUGUGAUGAGCGAAGAGCCAGAGGGCCGCAGUUACUCCACGCUGACCACUGUGAGGGAGAUCGAGACACAGACUGAACUGCUGUCCCCAGGCUCUGGGCGGGCAGUGGUGGAGGAGGACCCUGACGAAGGCAUCAAGCAGGCCAUGAACCACUUUGUUCAGGAGAACGGGACCCUGCGGGCUAAGCCCACGGGCAAUGGCAUCUACAUCAACGGGCGGGGACACCUGGUCUGACCCAGGCUGGCCUCCCUCCCCCAGGCCUGGCUCCUGCUGCUGACGUCGGGGGAUCCCCGCUCUUCUCUGGGGCCUCCUUAAACGCCCCUAUUUCUUGAGGAAGAUGCUUCCCACCCCGCUGACUACUCCACCUUUCCCUCCAAUUCUUCCAUGUGUCGCGUCGGGAAGGCUCCACGGUGGAGUUCCUCUCACCACGUGUGCAGGUCACUGUGUGUGUGUGUGUGUGUGUGUGUGUGUGUGCAUGCGCACUCGUGCCGCAUGGGUGUUCUUCGACUGUGUGUGCAUGGAAAAGCAGUGAGAGUACAAGUGAACCGUGCUGUGUGUGUGUGUGCAGGAUGGCUGCGUGGACGAGGUCAUCAAGGUUUGGUGUGUGUCGUGUGGCCGUGUGACCUGUCUGUAAGUGCAGGCAUUUUUCCUGAGACCCCAGAGCAGUAUUAAUGACACAGAGGUUGGAGGGCCAGAGGUGGAGAGACUGUGGCCAGAGCCAGGUGUGCGGGCAUGGCUGGAGCUGGAAUCUGGCCUCCGAAGAGGGGGAGCCGGGCUCCCACCACUUAGGAGCCUUCGGGGCAAGUGUGAAGCAGCCUGCCAGGUUGCCAGAGGCUGGAACUGUUACAGAAGAAACUCUCCCCCCUCUGGUGGCCUGGGCCUGCCGCGUGUACAUAAAUGUGUAAAUGAACCUGCACGGGGAGCUUUUCUGGAACACUGCUCCAAAUUCUUUAAGGAGAGAAAACACUUUUUGAAAGCUUCCCCUUUGUCUGGAUGCUUAUUGCUGGAAUGGCGUAAAGCGAGCCCAGCCUAGGUGGGGAUUCCGCACAGCUACUCCUGGCUCAGGCCCCCACAGAGGGUGAAUCCUGCAGUUCAGAAAGGUGCUCUUCGGAUUUUGUCUUCAUCUUAGCGGCCCUUAGCGAGGGAGCCUGGUGGUUCCUGACUAAGAGAGGACGGGGAAGGCCUCCACCCUAGUGGAUUCUCAACGUUUCCCGUAGCCUGGUCUCAUGUUAGUCGUGUCCCCAGUUGUUUGUGGUCCCUUGGGGAGUUGCGGGGACUUGGUGAUGAAGACUCCUGGUUCGAUUGUGGUGUAGGGGAGAGAGGUAGUGACUAUAGACAAGAGCGGGUGGGCUGAGGGAGGUGCUGGCAGCGGGUGUCUCCUUUCCCCCAGGGGUUUCUAGGCCACUCAUUCAGGACUCUUCCAGCAGUGUCUCUUGGUGGGGACUGGGAUUAGAUGAGGCGUACUGCAUUUAGCCCAUCCAUGCUCACGCAGCCAGAAUACCUAGAUUUAGAGCCCAAGCCCCGUUAGCCUAAAAUCUGCUGGAUUUUGGGACUGAAGGAGAGGCUCCCAUCUCUUCUCCAGCCAGCCAGGA